AUGGCAACCACCACUCAAACCGUCGCCGCGCCCCCACAAAUCCAGGUCUCCCACGACUCUGCCUACGUCCCUCGAGGUUCUGUUACCACCAAGCUCCAGUUCUACAAAGCCCCAGCCGACGGCUCAACACCUUUCAAUUACGUCGAAUCGCCCCCAGAAGGCCAGCCCCAGCGCAACUUUGGGGACGCUGAUCUUCGAGUCACCAUCCACGAUAUCCGGGGUCAAGAAUCCAGCUUCAACAUCGACACCAAUGCGUUCGGUACCUUGACCACAUCUCCCUCAGCCGAGGAAUCAUUUACGGACGACGCCUCUAUCAAAGAGAACUACUACCCCGAAGUGGAAGCUCUCCUCCUCAAACACGUUCCCGGCGCCAAGCGCAUUCUCCUUUUCGACCAUACCAUCCGCCGCGCCACAGGCAACCGAAACCCAGUCACCCGCGUGCACAUCGACCAGACCACCAAGUCCGCCACUGCGCGCGUGCACCACCAUCUACCCGAUGAAGCCGAAGAGCUGCUCAAAGGCCGCGUGAGGAUUAUCAAUGUAUGGCGCCCUUUGAAUGGGCCUGUGCAAGCUACACCACUUGCUUUUGCCGACUCGACGACAGUGAAGGAUGAAGACUUGAUUGGUAUUGAGCACCGAUACCCAGAUCGCACGGGAGAGACGGCGGCAGUGCAACAUGGGGACGAGAAGUGGCACUAUUGGUCUGGCAUGGAGAACAAUGAGCGGUUGUUGCUGGAGUGCUACGACAGUGAGAAGGGCGGACGAGUGCCCCACACCGCGUUUGUGGACCCGAGGAGCCCCCAAGGUGGAAAGGAGAGGGAGAGCAUUGAGGUUAGGGCACUGGUAUUUGGGUGA
This is a messenger RNA of Letharia columbiana, 855 nucleotides long. RefSeq lists its product as uncharacterized. The record is from RefSeq and is a predicted model, not a curated record. The coding region runs from base 1 to 855 and encodes 284 amino acids. Gene Ontology annotation, molecular function: oxidoreductase activity. The transcript has a single exon. NCBI's taxonomy places the organism in Eukaryota, Fungi, Ascomycota, Lecanoromycetes, Lecanorales, Parmeliaceae.